GCAGCUCAGUGUCUUCAGAGUGGUGAGCCACCCUCCCAGUGGGCCAGUUCCUAGGACCACCUCCCCAAUAGAAGACGCUUGGUGGGUGAUGAGCAGUCUUCCCAUCCUUUGAUGCCCACCCUGUGCCCACCAGACAGGGAGCAUAGACACACCACAGAUCAGCGGCCAUCACAGGAGAAGAAUCCAGAGGAGCGGCCAGUAAAAGAGGUGCAUGGGAUUUUAGGCUGCCAGGGGUUUUCCAGGUGAGAGAGUCGGUAGUGGGGAGGGGCCAGUUCAGCUGCAGAGUCCAGCAGGAGCCAUGACGUGAGGGUGCCAUCUGAUGCUUGUAGUGGGUCCCACCUCCAGGGGGUGGAAGGCCAGCCACAGCGGAGGGUCCUGAAUGCAGGGCUGGACUUAUGGCCUUGAUCCUGAGGCCCGCAGCAGAGCAGAGGCGGGGUGAGCGGGGACGCCUUGGGGAUGGGUGGCCUCAGAAGGGAGCGGGAAAGGGAGCCCCGCGGCAGGGUCCUCCGCAGCCCCACCCGGAGCUCUGCGCGCCCAGCCUUCCCCGUGCGGCCGCGAGGGGGCGCCGCGCCGCGCCUCUAGGGCGGCCGCCGGAGUGAGGCGAGCUGCGCCCCGGGCCGCGCGCGGCGAGCGGCGGGCGGCCGGCAGGGUCCGCGGCGCCCCGGCUCAGCGGGAGCGGCGGGCUCUGCCCAUGGGCCGAGCUCCGACACGGGGCGCGCCGGGAGCCGAUUGCCUGCAAGCUGAGCCCUGGAAUUUCAGAAACCCUAGCUCCCCAAGAUACGGAAGCAGCAGGCUCUGUCAGCAAGUUGAGGGCCGUAUGGAACACGAAAGCAACCCACGCCAGUCCUCUCCUCACAGUCAAGUGUGUUGGCUCCCAAGGAAAGCAAAGGCAGACGUGACCCUGAUUUGAAGUUGUGACCUACCGCAAGGAUAAUCGCCAGCAGCUAUUGAUAGCUGGUUUCAGGAGCACCAGCCACAAAGCUGGAGGAGCAGGGUAGAGGGCCGUUAGGCCACAGCCAGCUCGGACAACCUGGAGAAGCACAGGAGUACUGUCGACAAGGCUUUCUGGCACAGAUCUCCAUUGGCAUUUGGAAUUGCUUCUCACAUGGUGUCCUAGGCCCUUGCAGGUGGUGGGCAUGCCCCAGACACUCAGCGCAUCCGACAUGGUCACCCCGGGCAACCUCGGCCCACCCCUGACCGAGUCCACGGACGGCGAGCAGGCUGGGCAGCUCCUCCUGGGUGGAGCUCCAUCCUCAGCCUCCCUGGACACCCUGAUCCAGCACCUGGUACCCACCGCUGACUACUACCCUGAGAAAGCCUACAUCUUCACCUUCCUGCUGAGCUCGCGCCUCUUCAUCGAGCCCCAGGAGCUCCUGGCCCGGGUCUGCCACAUGUGCAUUGAGCAGCAGCAGCUGGACAAGCCAGUGCUGGACAAGGCCCGGGUCCGGAAGUUUGGCCCCAAACUGCUCCAGCUGUUGGCCGAGUGGACAGAGACGUUUCCGCGGGAUUUCCAGGAGGAGUCAACCAUCAGUCACCUGAAGGACGUGGUGGGCCGCAUUGCCCCCUGUGACGAGGCAUACAGAAAGAGGAUGCAUCAGCUCCUGCAGGCUCUGCACCAGAAGCUGGCAGCUCUGGGCCAGGGACCGGAAAGCCUGCUGGGCACCGACAAGCCCAUCUCCUAUAGGACCAAGCCUCCAGCCUCCAUCCACAGGGAGCUCCUUGGCAUCUGCAGUGACCCCUACAUGCUGGCUCAGCAGCUGACGCACGUGGAGCUGGAACAGCUGCGGCACAUCGGACCUGAGGAGUUUGUCCAGGCUUUUGUGAACAAGGACCCUCUGGCCAGCACAAAGCCUUGUUUCAGCGACAAGACUAACAACCUGGAAGCUUACGUGAAAUGGUUCAACAGACUGUGCUACCUCGUAGCUACGGAGAUCUGCAUGCCAGCCAAGAAGAAACAAAGGGCCCAGGUGAUUGAGUUCUUCAUCGACGUGGCCCGGGAGUGCUUCAACAUCGGCAACUUCAAUUCACUAAUGGCCAUUAUCUCGGGCAUGAACAUGAGCCCGGUCUCCAGGCUGAAGAAGACUUGGGCCAAAGUGAAGACGGCCAAGUUUUUCAUCCUCGAGCACCAGAUGGACCCAACAGGCAACUUCUGCAACUAUAGAACAGCCCUGCGAGGGGCAGCCCACCGCUCCCUGACUGCCCACAGCAGCCGGGAGAAGAUUGUCAUCCCCUUCUUCAGCGUGCUCAUCAAGGACAUCUACUUCCUAAAUGAGGGCUGUGCCAACCGCCUCCCCAACGGACAUGUCAACUUUGAGAAAUUUCUGGAGCUGGCCAAGCAAGUAGGAGAGUUCAUCACCUGGAAACAAGUGGAGUGUCCCUUCGAGCAAGACCUCAGCAUCACCCACUACCUGCACACUGCCCCCAUCUUCAGCGAGGAUGGUCUUUAUUUGGCUUCUUAUGAAAGUGAGAGCCCAGAGAACCAAACAGAAAAAGAGAGGUGGAAAUCUCUAAGGUCUUCUAUUCUGGGGAAGACGUGAGAGGCACUGAGCUGGAGGAGGAGGAGGAAGGAGAGGAAGAGAGGAAGCCAGCCUUCUGCAGCCCUGCCUGCCCUACCCAGCCCAGUGGGAGGCGGAGGCAUUGAUGCGUCACUGCUUUGCAAACUGGGAUCCUGUGGCCUGCCACCUGCCACAGUGACCACAUGGCCCAGGCAAACUUUCUCCACCUUUUGUGAAACCUCAGCCCUGGAAGGGCCCAGGGCCUCCAAACAUAUGAGGGGCACGUGCCUCGGGGGCCCUGCCUUCAGAACAGUGGUGGUCACAUUGCUGGUCAGUCUGUCUGUCCUCGGCAAUGAUCCAAGAGGUUGGGCAGCUAUGGUCUCACCCUCGCCAUGGAGGUAGACACCUAGCCUGUCUCCAGGUGACCUGGGAGCCUUCAUAUCUCCAGCAGACAUCAUGGUGGCAUGAGAGGGGCCACAGCCCCUGCCAUUUUACUAAUGGACCCAGUCCUGCCCAUUGAGAUGGGCUGGUUUCUGUAGCCCUGUGUAUACCCUUUCGGCAUCCUGCUGGUAUUGGGAUAGCUUCCUGGUGAGAGCUAUGACGCCGGUCAGCAGGACAAAUUUGAGUCACGGACUUGACCACGUGUACAGUACAUUGUGAAUUUUAGAGCUGGUAUAAACACAUUGGUAUACCCUGUGUAUUCACAUCCACUUCACCUCUCUCACUGGUGACUUUCUGCCAGGAUGCAGGGCAGUGUCCCAGUUCAGGCCCGGGAACACAGUGACCACAGGUCAGGAGGGGGACUUGGGGGCCAUUUCCAUGCCACAGACCCCACAUCCUGCUGAAACUUGCUGGUGCACAGUAGGUAUUUGGUGAGCUCCAGUGAGUGGAUACUGACAGCCAUGUGUGAGGCCAGAUGCCUCGCUUGUUUGGGUGAAUAGUGAUGGAGUUGGGGAGGACCCACAGCCCACAGGAGGUCCUCCAGUGGGCUCUCACUCUGCCCUUCACACACUGAGCCACAUCUCUGGGCCUGGAGCAAAUGGGUCAUGGAGCUGCUGAGCCCCAACCUGGCAUGCGACCAGGUCACCCAGUCAAGAAGUCAGGGAGUGUGAUGGGCACCUCCAUUCCUAGUCAGGGCUUGAGCACAGAGGACUGUGUUGAAGAUGCAGUGAUGCAUCUUGGCCAGCCCCUGACCACAUCAGGCCUCUCAGAGUCCAGACCCAGCUCAGCUGGGACCGGCCUCAGCUGUCUUGGCAGUGUGGCCUUUGGUCCCACCUGGGGGACAGGCAGAGACAAGACAACCAACACCCCAGAUGCCUCCCCGAACUCGAAGAACUCUGCCUGAUGAACCCAGGACCUCAGCAAGGAUCCUGCAGCCUGAAGAGGCGUGGGAGUGUGCCUGUUCGGCUUGAAUGGAAUCUGCUCUACUCCAGACCAGCCUACCCCUGUCCAUCUGAGACCCCAGAGAGGCUGAGGAGUACAGCGGGUAGCAGAGACGAUCUGGGUUUCUGUCAGGCCCAGGCUCCCACCCUGCCUCACACUAUAUCUAAGCUCUCCACAAGGGUGGGGUGGGGUUCUGGGCCAAACCCAAGGGUUCCUGGGGAUCCCAGAAGCUAACUAGAAGCACUUCCUGAUCCCCUCAGGCCUGCCCAGAACACUCCCUCGGUGUCUGGCAUCCCCUGGGGCAACACUAGACCAGACUCCUAAAGCCAUCAGCAGGGACCGUGCGUGCUCCUCAGGCAUGCAGAGCACUGCCUGUUGGAGGUCGGGGCAGGUGCACAGAGUGGGCUAGUGGCCUGGAGAUGCAAUGGCAAGCCCAGGGCUGAGGCCUGGGGGAGCUCCAGGAGGCUUCCCCAGGUUAUCUCCUUCCCUCCUCCCCAGCCACAGGGAGGCAGGACAUGCUGGACGGGGCCCCCAGUUCCACAGGCCCAGGCCUUGCCAGUCACCUGACUCCCUAUUCUUGAGCAGCUCAGCUCAGGAGCCUGUGAGGAAACCCCAGAAUACUGAGCUUCAGGAAGCAGCAGGUGAGGUCAAGGAGGUGGGAGCAGCUGGCCACAGUGUGUUCUCUGCCUCAUGCAAUCCUUCAGCUGGGCCCAGGAUUCCAGACCCCAAAUUCCUCCCCUCUGCCACACCCCUCAGAGUCCUCUCCAUCUCCUACCAGAGGACCGCAGCUCCUCCGGGCUGUGGGGAACAUGAGGAAAGGAUGCUGGAGAAGUAGUACAGGCCUGGAGGUGGAACUCCGGAGGUCAGCUGUGAGGCAGGUCAAGAAUGUCUCUGCUCAUAAAGCCCCGAGGCCGUCUCCUGUUUCCUGGUUCUGUGGCCUUGCGCUGGGUGUUCCCACCGCCCGGCAUGCUGUAGUUCAGUUUGUGGAUCUAAUAAGAGCUGCAACCUCAGACGUUGCAGUCCCCCUUCCGGGGAGGGCCCCUGACGUCCAGCACUCACAUCCACAGCUGCUGCCUCCAGCCUGCCAGUCCCUUUGGCCCAGGGCAGAAUAAGUGUCAGCUGAGGAUGACGAGGCGAGGCCUGGGCUCAUCCCCAUCUUGGAGGCAUUCCAGGCAAUGAGGAGGCAGAAGCCCACGGCCAGCCCCACAGAGAACACAGGGCCAAGGGACUCGAGCUGAGUGCACUUGUAUCUCGGAUUUAUCCAGGGACCCUGCUCCCCACCUCUGUGAGCAGCUGCUUGGUACCAAGCCCCCAAUGCCCAGGCCAGGAGGAAGACCUUGACGCAGUAGCUCCACAGGUGGGGAUCAUGGUACCACUUCUCAAGUGCAGCCUCAGGGUCCAGGGAGGAUUGGUACCUGGCUCAUGGCCUGUAGAUGUUUCCUUCGCCACAUCCAGGACUCACGGCCCCUCCCUGCAGAGGCCCUGCUGUCCGCCUGCUCUCCUAGCCUCAGUCCCCGUGGCCAGGUCAGAUGGCCUACCUGGGGGGCAGCAGAUGGAGCCCAGGCCUAUGGACCAGGUGUCAGCAGCACAGGUGGUGCCCGAGCGUGAUGCCCAGAGGCCCAAUCUGGUGCCCAGUGACACAGCUCCCUGCCACACAGCAGGUCUGUGGCACCCAGCUCAGCACACUGCAGGCACCAGGACGCAGGGCUCGGGGGCGACCUUCAUCCCCACUGUGCCCAGGAGGCCAGCAAAGGGCAGGAGCUGUGCUCAUUCUUUGUGGUUUUGUACUUUUUCUCUAGUCUUCCCCAUUCUAUUGUUUUCCUCUAUUUCUUUGCACUGAUCACUAAGACCGACUUUCUUAUCUUUCC
This is a messenger RNA of Bubalus bubalis (water buffalo), 5746 nucleotides long. RefSeq names its product RasGEF domain family member 1C (gene RASGEF1C). Gene Ontology annotation, cellular component: plasma membrane. Gene Ontology annotation, biological process: positive regulation of GTPase activity; Ras protein signal transduction. The record is from RefSeq and is a predicted model, not a curated record. Gene Ontology annotation, molecular function: guanyl-nucleotide exchange factor activity. The transcript has 16 exons. Bases 1137 to 2537 code for a protein of 466 amino acids. Lineage: Eukaryota; Metazoa; Chordata; Mammalia; Artiodactyla; Bovidae.